AUGAGCGACCAUCACAAGCCCUCUUCCAAUCAGCCAGUUACAUUGGCUCGCCCCAUCACUCUGACCUCCGUCUUCCAUCUCCUCCUCGGCAUCGUGAUCCCCUCCUUCAUCCCACUCUGCGGCCAUCGCCUCCUGGCCUCAGGCUUAGUCUGCAUACGUGAUAUCUACCUCCUCAUCGAUGUGGUCUGCCCCCAUGAUGCAUACCCCCCGGCCGACUACACCCUCACCUACCUCGCCUCCGCAAUCGGCUUGGUUAUCUUCACCAUCAUCAGGAUCUCAAUCGGUCUUUCAAGGAUCCCCAUGCCCAUUUGGUAUGUCAGCAAGGUCGUAGCAGCUCCCGUCGGGUGUGUUACGAUGCGGCUGCUCGCGGUGGCCGAACCCGACCUCGGGAUCGUCGCCGGUCCGAGCCUGCUCGACCCGACCAGGAUGCUCGUUGGACACCCCGAUGAUGCCAUCCCCGGAUAUGCCCGCUACGGACACUUCUUCAGAAAAACAGUGUCGCCAUCCGAGGAGAAGAAACCUACGGAUACGCGCAGGCUCGGGCUGAAGUGCCUGAUAUGCGCAUCCACGCUCUCUUUUUUGAGUUCCAGCUGCAUCGCGACCUUCGUGGCCUGCAGCACCACCAUAGCACACUGGAUACUCGGUGUCUACUCCCCGCCCUGGCUUGACCCCUCGGGCCAGUUCGAGUCGGUCUCGCUCAGGACCACUUUCGUCGCGACAGUGGUUUCCGCUUGGCUCAUCGAUGUCCCUGGCGUGCUCGUUGUGGACCUCUUGCCGCUCGCGCUCGCGGGGGAUUAUAAAUCGGCGGCCGUCGUAUUUAAGGAGCACGUCUCGGAGAUCAAGCGGUGGUGGGCACAGAUCACCUCCCGGACCUCCUCGAGGGUCAUACGCCUCCUGCACCUCAGGUUUGGGCGGUUCCUGACCGCGGGUCCGCCCGGAAUAUGGCUGGGAGAGAAAAAUGCUAACGACGGGGGCUUGGAUUUUCGGCAUGCUUCCAUAGCGAGUGUGGUCGCAUGUGGGCUUUACGUCGCCACGGUAUGGGUCGAUGAUUGGAUGAUGUACCGCUGGAAGGGACACACCAACAGUGUCACGCACGAGGACGAUCAGGAGGCUGAGGAGGUAGAGAAGGGUCAUGAGCAGAUUCUGGCACAAGCAUAG
Molecule: messenger RNA, 1158 nt
Organism: Dichomitus squalens LYAD-421 SS1
Lineage: Eukaryota; Fungi; Basidiomycota; Agaricomycetes; Polyporales; Polyporaceae
Exons: 2
Coding region: 1-1158 (385 amino acids)
Source: RefSeq, a predicted model, not a curated record